ACGCUCCGCUUCUCAGCUUUCCCUCCCCGCCUCCGGCCCAGCCUCCGCCCCUGAGACCGGGAACCUAGGGGACCCCGAGGGCGGGGCUCCUGCGGCGCAUACCCAGCCCGGCCUCCAGUUUUGCUCCCCUCCCGCCCGGCCAGCUCAGUGUCCCCAGCCCCCCUUCCACGUGGACUGGCCAGGGUGGAGGUGGGGGACAGGAAGGGAGGGAGUCAGCCCCGGGAAGCAGGGGCUGCCGCCUCGGUCUCUGCUCCGCUGCGUCCCCGCCAGCACCAUGCUCCGCACGGGCUUCCCCGGCCGGUGGCCCCUGCUGCAGGCCCUGCUGGCUCUGCAGGCCUUGGGGAAGGCGCUGGGCCGCGCCAGCCUGGCCGGGGGCCCCCUGGAAGACGUGGUGAUCGAGCGGUACCACAUCCCCAGGGCCUGUCCCCGCGAGGUGCAGAUGGGGGACUUUGUGCGCUACCACUACAAUGGCACUUUCGAGGAUGGCAAGAAGUUUGACUCCAGCUACGACCGCAGCAGCCUGGUGGCCAUCGUGGUGGGCGUGGGGCGGCUGAUCACCGGCAUGGACCGUGGGCUCAUGGGCAUGUGCGUGAACGAGCGGCGGCGCCUUGUGGUGCCCCCGCACCUGGCCUACGGCAGCAUCGGCGUGGCGGGGCUCAUCCCCCCCGACGCCACCCUGUACUUCGACGUGGUGCUGCUGGAUGUGUGGAACCAGGCGGACACAGUGCAGGUGAGCGUCCUGCUGCGGCCGCCGCUCUGCCCGCGCAUGGUGCAGGACGGAGACUUCGUGCGCUACCACUACAAUGGCACCCUGCUGAACGGUGCGCCUUUCGACAGCAGCUACAGUCGGGGCGGCACCUAUGACACCUACGUGGGCUCCGGCUGGCUGAUCAAGGGCAUGGACCAGGGCCUGCAGGGCAUGUGUCCGGGGGAGAAGAGGAGGGUCACCGUCCCCCCGUUCCUGGCCUAUGGCGAGAAGGGCUACGGGACUGUGAUCCCCCCACAGGCUUCCCUGGUCUUCCACGUCCUACUGGUGGAUGUCCACAACCCCAAGGAUACGGCCCAAGUGGACACGCUGGCGGUCCCGGCCGACUGUGUUCGCAAGGCAGCCCCCGGGGACUUCAUGCGGUACCACUACAACGGCUCUCUGAUGGAUGGCACACCCUUCGACUCCAGCUACUCUCGCAACCACACCUACGACACCUAUAUCGGGCAGGGCUACAUCAUCCCCGGCAUGGACCAGGGCCUGCAGGGCGCGUGCAUGGGCGAGCACCGCAGGAUCACCGUGCCCCCCCACCUGGCCUACGGGGAGAACGGCACUGGAAACAAGAUCCCGGGCUCUGCCGUGCUUGUGUUUCAUGUGCUUGUCAUUGACUUUCACAACCCCGCGGACCCCGUGGGGAUCGAGACCCUGUCCCGGCCUGCAGAGCCCUGCAAUGAGACCUCCAAGCUUGGGGACUUCAUCCACUACCACUACAACUGCUCGCUGAUGGACGGCACCAGGCUAUUCUCCUCCCACGACUACGGAGCUCCCCAGGAGACCACACUGGGUGCCAACAAGGUGAUCGAGGGGCUGGACAGGGGACUGCAGGGCAUGUGUGUGGGUGAGCGGCGGCGGCUGGUGGUGCCCCCGCACCUGGCACACGGGGAGAGCGGAGCCCGCGGGGUGCCUGGCAGUGCGGUGCUGCUGUUCGAGGUGGAGCUGGUGUCCCGGGAGGACGGGCUGCCCGACGGCUACCUGUUUGUGUGGCAUGAGGACCCUCCCUCCAGUCUGUUCGAAGACAUGGAUCUCAACAAGGAUGGAGAGGUCCCCCUGGAGGAGUUCUCCGUCUUCAUCAAGGCUCAGGUGCAGGACGGCAGGGGCCGUCUGCUGCCUGGGCAGGACCCUGAAAAAACCAUCGGGGACAUGUUCCGGAACCAGGAUCGCGACCAGGACGGCAAGAUCACGGCCGCGGAGCUCAAGCUGAAGUCGGAAGAGGACCAGGAGCGCGUCCACGAGGAGCUCUGAGGCCCAGGCCCGUGGAGACAGCGGCAGCGGGACUCUACUGCCGCAGCAGCACCCCUCUGUUGGGAGACCCGGGGCUGUGGGAGGGGCCACAGCAGGCACGCUGGGCCCUGGCCCCGAGACGCGGGGUCACAGCCGCUGGUGGCUCGCGGCGUGGGCUGGCCCUCUUGUCGGUCACUAGGGUCGUGGCAGGACCAGCUCGGCUUAUCCCCGUCACACUGGCCCUGCCGCACCGCAGGCCUGGCUGCUGGGAAGGGGCUGCUGGGCUCCACCUGCCCCUUGCUCCGCUCCCCUCCCUCCAGGGGCUCGGCGCAGGCUGGGCUCUGCACCCCUCAUCCUCCCCUCUCAGAGACUCCCGUCUGUGGGAACCCAGGAAGGUUUUCUGCGCAGGCAGAGAUGGAGGCGCAUUGACCUCAGGGCCAGGAGAGAAAUCUCCCCAGCUCGGCACCAGAGGCCAGAUGUGUUCACUCCCUUCGCGUGACAAAUAAAAGGUUCAC
Messenger RNA from Octodon degus (degu), 2502 nucleotides. It is a transcript of the gene Fkbp10, whose product is annotated as FK506 binding protein 10. The record is from RefSeq and is a predicted model, not a curated record. The transcript is spliced from 10 exons. NCBI's taxonomy places the organism in Eukaryota, Metazoa, Chordata, Mammalia, Rodentia, Octodontidae. Bases 275 to 2008 code for a protein of 577 amino acids. Gene Ontology annotation, molecular function: peptidyl-prolyl cis-trans isomerase activity; calcium ion binding.